AAGCUAUAAAUCCUCUUUUUCUACCAAAGAUUCUAAAUCAAAAUCUGCUUCACUGACGCCAAACCUUCUAGGGUUUGAGAUUUUAGCAUUCUGCAAUGGCAGAGAAAGCGCCAUCGCCGGAGCCCAAACCACCAACUGAAGCCAUGGAUGUCGAAACCCUUGAUUCAUCCGCCCAAAACCCCAAUGCCAAGGACGACGUCAACGGUGACUCUAAAUCGAAGCGCGAGAGAGAAGAAGACGGCGAAGAAAUCGACGAUGCAUCCAAAAAGCAGAAGCUGGAGAAGUCCGUAGAGGAGGAAAGGCUUGAGAAGAAGUCGGACUUACCCGAGUCGAGUCCUGUCCGUCUCGGUCCGAAAGAGUUCGGGACAUCGGCGGAAAUGUUUGGUUACUUUGUCUAUUUGCUUCAUCAUUGGGGUACUCAACUGAACUUCAACAAGUAUGAACAUAUGGUAUUGCUGGACUUGCUUAGAAAAGGCCAUCUAGAGCCUGAGAGAAAGAUUGGUGGAGGCAUCAAAGCUUUCCAAAUCCGAAAUCAUCCUGUGUGGAAUAGUAAAUGUUUCUUUGUGAUUAGGGAGGAUGAAACUGUUGAUGAUUUUAGCUUCCGGAAAUGUAUUGAUCACAUACUCCCCUUACCUGAUGAUAUGAAGAUAAAACACAACGCAGACAGUGCACCACAAGGUGGUGGUUGGAAAGGACGUGGUGGAAAAGGAGUUGGACGAGGCCGUGGGAAAGGUGGUAAGCCUAGACACUAAGGCAAUAGUUGUUAAAAUGAAAUUGAAUUUGGAUUAAAGACUUUUAUUUGAUCAAAACUGCUUUGUUUUGAUUUUAUAUCUGACCUUAGGUUGUUGAUGUUUUCUGAAAGUUAUGGAUAUUGAUGUUAUCUUCUGCCGUA
Molecule: messenger RNA, 892 nt
Organism: Hibiscus syriacus
Lineage: Eukaryota; Viridiplantae; Streptophyta; Magnoliopsida; Malvales; Malvaceae
Product: protein EMBRYO DEFECTIVE 514-like
Exons: 2
Coding region: 96-752 (218 amino acids)
Biological process (GO): chloroplast organization; chloroplast rRNA processing
Cellular component (GO): chloroplast
Source: RefSeq, a predicted model, not a curated record